CGCCGCGCAGCGCCGCUUGGGCCGGGCCGGGUCGGGCGCGCGUCGGGCCGGGAGUGGAGCGGGGCUGCGUCGAGGGGACCGAGCCGGGCCGGGAGCAGGCACCUCAGCCGCGCCAUCCCCGCCGCCGGGACAUGGAGGGCGUUCGGCCUGGCGGGGGUCCCCCCGCGGGCGGACCGGGUUCAGGCUCGGGGUCCGGCUCCGGCUCUUUCCCGUCGCUCUUCCCGCCGGGACUGCACGGUAUCUACGGCGAGUGCCGCCGCCUCUACCCCGAUCAGCCCAACCCGCUCCAGGUCACCGCCAUCCUCAAGUAUUGGUUGGGAGGACCUGAUCCUCUGGACUAUGUUAGCAUGUACAGAAACCUUGGAAACCCAGCGCUGAAUGUUCCUGAACACUGGCACUACGUCAGCUUUGGCUUAAGUGACUUGUAUGGAGACAACAGAGUACACGAGUUUACUGGAACAGAUGGACCAAGUGGUUUUGGAUUUGAGUUGACGUUUCGACUAAAGAGAGAAACAGGGGAGUCGGCACCACCUACUUGGCCAGCAGAGCUCAUGCAAGGCUUAGCCAGAUACGUCUUCCAGUCAGAAAACACCUUCUGCAGUGGUGACCAUGUAUCAUGGCACAGCCCUUUGGACAACAGUGAAUCUAGAAUCCAGCAUAUGUUACUGACAGAAGAUCCUCAGAUGCAGCCAGUGCAGACUCCUUUUGGGGUCGUUACUUUCCUACAGAUUGUUGGGGUUUGCACUGAGGAACUGCAUGCAGCUCAGCAGUGGAAUGGGCAAGGGAUCUUGGAACUUCUUCGGACUGUCCCAGUAGCUGGAGGCCCCUGGUUGAUAACAGAUAUGCGAAGAGGAGAGACAAUAUUUGAGAUUGACCCACAUUUGCAAGAGAGAGUCGACAAAGGGAUUGAGACAGAUGGAUCAAACCUGAGUGGAGUGAGUGCCAAAUGUGCCUGGGAUGAUCUCAGCCGGCCCCCAGAGGAUGAUGAAGACAGCAGAAGCAUUUGUAUUGGGACCCAGCCACGACGGCUCUCUGGGAAAGAUACGGAGCAAAUCAGGGAGACUUUACGUAGAGGGCUUGAGAUAAACAGCAAACCUGUUCUACCUCCAAUAAAUGCACAAAGACAGAAUGGGCUGAACCAUGACCGAGCACCAAGCCGUAAGGACAGUUUAGAAAGCGAGAGCUCAGCAGCUAUCAUUCCUCAUGAGCUAAUCCGCACGAGGCAGCUGGAGAGCGUACACCUGAAAUUUAACCAGGAGUCUGGAGCUCUCAUUCCCCUGUGUCUCAGGGGGAGGCUCUUGCAUGGACGGCACUUUACAUAUAAAAGUAUUACAGGGGAUACAGCAAUCACAUUUGUAUCGACGGGAGUAGAAGGAGCCUUUGCUACAGAAGAACAUCCUUAUGCAGCACAUGGACCUUGGUUACAAAUCCUAUUGACUGAAGAGUUUGUAGAGAGAAUGCUGGAAGAUUUAGAAGAUCUGAAUUCUCCAGAGGAAUUUAAACUUCCAAAGGAGUACAGCUGGCCUGAAAAGAAACUGAAAGUUUCCAUCUUGCCAGAUGCUGUGUUCGACAACCCGCUGCAUUAGAGCUGAAUUACACCCUUCUAACAACUGGGAGAGCCAAGUUACUGUCCAUUACCCAGUGACUCACAGGAUAAUUAAUGCAGUAAAAACUCUGCCUGCAAAGAAAAGAGUUUGCUGCACAACCACUGCAAACAGAAGAAAAGCUACUCAGCACCAGCCCAGACUGAACUGAGCCCUUUCCUUUAUCCUUCCCAAGGCUGAGCUCUCUGGGAACAGCCUGCGUAUGUGUGAGUGCGAGUGAGAAAUAUUUAACUAUGAAAAUUAGCAGUAAGAAUCCUUUCUCUCUCCUAGCUACAGAUCUCCCCUCUGCCUUAGCCCAGGGUGUAGACGCUCUGCACGCCUGUAUUUACACAUGCGUUUCUGCCAGGUGCGAGCCUAUAAUCCAUGGAUUAAAUGUUCUUUACGUGACUCUGGAGUCCUUUUGUUAGCCAAACUUUUACUGACUGCAGAACUGUUCUUCCAUGUGCUUUUUUUUUUCAUUUUCAGAAACGGAAUGGUAUUUCCCCUGUUUAAAGGAGGCCAAAAGCUCACAUGCUUGAAGCUGAACAGAUUUAAAGAUGAACUUUCUAGUUCAGUCAAGAAAAACAAACCCAGAUCCUCCCUGCCCUCAAAUUAGGCGUGUUUUAAGUGUUGGUCUUGGUGCUAUUAGCUAUGGUAUCGCUGCAAACAGAGGCAACUUUAUUCUCACGCAUCCUGUCCUUGUGCCUGAACCCCAGGGAAGGUCGCAACCUCUGGUUUUGCACAAGCAGGAGGAAGAAAGCUACCGGGGUGGGGGAGAUCUCCUGUUUACAGUGUGUUUAUCUUUAAAGAGAUACUGUCAAGUAUUUUUUCCUUGCUAUUGUACAGAAUUUGAGAAGCUAGAAAGGAACAUUUGUUCACAGGGACAACUUCAGCAGCUCUGCAGGAUCCAGAGGGCUGCUUGAAAGCAUAUAAAAGGGAGAUCUCCACUGCCCUGGCAUAGACGAGAGACUCAGCCAUGAUAAAACCAACUAUUUUCCCUGUUCCAGCAGAGUUGUGCCCUAGCACAGCCCCAUUUUUCCCCUCUAGCUUCGCUGUGGUGACUCUCGUUUCUGAAGUCCCUCCUUUCAGAUAGUUUUGAACUGUAACACAUCAAAAUCACUUUGAAAAGACCAUGUUUCCAGAUCCCUGUAGCUUCCUCAUCGGAGCAAAACUUGAUGUGUGGACGAGGCGAUCUCUGCAGGGUCGGGUUGUGUCUCUGCAUCGAUACUCUGCAGCAAACCACCUCAGGCUUCACCCCCUGCUGCUGUUGCAGGUUGUUUCUGAUGCAUAUUCCCUGCCUUCCUCUGCCCAUUGUCUUUGGUGACAACUCUUCACUCCUUGUCAGGGAGGUGCAGCUUUCUUUCCACCCCUUUCUGCCUACAAGCUAACUUGAUGAUUUAUGCGCAAUUCAGUACGAUCUAAUACAAGUAUCACAAAAGCUUUAACACUUAGUUCCCCUGAUCAAACAACAGAGUCCAGGAGGCCUUGCAGUACCCCAGGGUUGGUUUUCUGUUUGUUUUUUGAUUUAAUUUCUUCCUGGAGCAAUCAGCUUUGAUGUUUUUUUGCGUAUAUUUGAGGCUGGUUAAUGUUGGUCAAGAAGCAGAGCUGGGAGUCACAAAGCUUUCCUUGGACUUGCUACAGAAUUCCUCUGUGGCCCCAGGCAAGUCACUCAGUGUCUCUCUCUGCAGAGAGGGUGAUUAUUGACUAGAGAGCUGUAGGACCUACCGAAGCAUGCCAGGGUUUGCAGGGUAGGGCGUGCUUUGUGUACAAAGUAGUAUUUGUAUUAUUAUGAUUGUUGUUAUAUUAUAAUUUAAGGCAGGCCAAAUGCAGGGUCCAACACAGCUCGACAGAACCUUCCUUUCUGCAAAGCUACGAAAGCAAUUUACAUGUAAAUGAGUUUGUCAUUUUGUCUGAACUCAGAGGAUCAUCUUGAAAUCCUGCUGUGAAAGAACAAACUUUUGGAUAUCUGCAUGUGCCAGCCAGAGUGAUUUUUGUGCUGUGGCAGACUGCAUUCAUCCCUGGGAUCUCUUGGCCAAUUUUCAUUGUCCUGGGUAGCACUAAACAUCCCCUCUGCACUGUAGAUGCAUAUGCAGGGGACAGCAUGAGUGAGAAAUCAGCACGAAAAUCUAUGGUUCCAGCUUCAAAAAUGAUGUGCUCAAGUGUCCUGCCACAAGAUAAUGAACAAGCAGACGAUUGUGGCAGUCAGGAAAAAGGCAAGGGCAGCAUUGCAAUUCUGUCCCAAAGCCAUCCUCCAACAGUAGCCCAUGGACUGCUCUUGUAUGAGCUUGGUGGGGGUUCCUGCAGCAGAGCUGGCCUGCUGCCACGAUGCUGGCUGCUCUUCCUUGUUUCCAGAUGCUGGCUCUCAUUAAAAGGAGCUUAAAAUCCACAUCUUAGUGGAGAAGGGACAUUCGGAAGGUCAAUUGUUGCUGUUCUUGCAGAGAUCAGCACGGGGCAGAGUAAAGUCCAUCAGACCCUCUCUGGGCUCUGACACACAUCUGGAAAGCUUAGGACCUCCUGCCCUAUGAACUCCUUGAGCCUUCACAGUGAGGAUGUGGUUCUGUGUGCAGGGAAAGGGCGUCCUCCAAGCUGGCUUGUGCUCCAGUUCUGCCUUUCUUAUGUGUAUGUUUUCCUCACCAUAUUUACUCUUCAUCUGACGCUCUGAGUUGGUUUUUCAUUGACUUCAGAGGGAGCACACUGAAGGCAUUUGAAAACCCACUCAGUAUCCUUAUGUGAGUGUAUUUUUGUUCCAUGUCAUGUAUUUAUAUAUAGUUGUAUUUCAGUUAUGAACAGGUGGCAUGCCAGAAAUCUUUAUCUCUGAGAGAGACACUUUCUCAUAGAUCUUUGCUGGUAGCCAGAUAACAAUUAAGGGGAAGGUUUGAAGGGAAGGAAAUUAAAUCCUCCUAUUUAGUUAAAGGGGGAAAUAUUAGACAAAUAACUCCUAAAAGAGGUAUCUCCAUCUUCUUGUCAGACCAACUACAAGAGAGAAACUUGAGUUUCAAGUUCAUGUCACUGCCUCCAAACAGUUACCCAUGAAUAAGAAAGUUGUAUGUUACUCAGCAUCAUGAAGAUCUGUGCACCCACAGGACCUCCCCUCCCCUGAUUCACAUCAAGCUUGCAACUGUGCCAGAGGCUUACUCAUUGGCGAGUAAAUGAGAUCUCCAGUUUGGAUAUUUUCAUCUUGGGGAAAGAGGAUAUGCCUAUGUGUAAAGGGAAUGGAAAAUAAGCCUUUGUAUUUUAGUGAGCAAUUAGUUUGAAAAAGGGAAGUGCAUCAGAGUUAAUAAAGGCUGUGGUAUUUUUCUAGCCAAAAUCUGCUGAGAUGGUAGGUCCACUGGUUCUGAUUUUUCCUAGAUUGCGUAGAAGGUCUGAAGCAGCAUUGUAUGGAUGCAUUUUAGAAGCAGCAAGUUCAGGUUUUCUCCCUCCUGGAGAAGUCUUGUCAUGGUUAACAGGGAUAUUUCCAAAGAUGAGGAGCCUUAUGGCUUAGAUAGGUGGUGCCUGCUGUGUAUACUGUCUUUGAGGAUGGUGAUGUAUUGGUUUUAAUGUACAUAGAUUCACCAACAGUUAUUUGAAAUUAUAUUCCGAACCCCUUCAGAUAUUCAGUUGCUCUUGAAUGGCUUUAAAAAUAACACUGUCAGGUCAUCAAAUGGUCAUUGAAGAAGUGGGGGUUGGUGUUGUUUGUUUUUUAUUUGCAAGCAAUAGAAAUAUUUAGGGGGUGUAAAAAAAAAAACAACAAAAAAACCAACAGUUGAAAGCAAUGUUUGGCUUGGAGGGGGCAGAUUGCUGGGGAGAGGUUGCAUGGUGGGCGAGCAGGUGAGCAGCCUCCCUCCUGCACUCACAGUUCAGGCUUGUUCCAGGCAGCACACUCCUUAUGGAUCUUGGGCACUGCAAGGGGAGCUAGAAACCAAAGUGAGAAUCAUCAAGGCCUCAGCACAACAUGGCAGGCAAGUCCUCAUUUCCAAGCUAGGACCUACUGCAGACCUGCAUGGGUGCAAGCAGCCAGCCAUGCACAUCCCACUGCCUGUUCACACUGGCUUGUACCCGGUGCUGAUUGUAGAGACUGCAAAUGGCUGCCUGAGCUGCGUCUGAGUUUGAGUCAAAGAUGGGGAGUGGCAAUGUAGCUGCUUUGGUCUCAUUUGUUAUUCCAAUUAGUGUGGGGUGAAGAGUGGAGCUUGUGCUCGGCUGCCCCUCGUGAGAACCUCCAGGCUGAUCACUGAGCGAGCUUUAUUGCUCACCCACUAUCCAUUCCCUUUGUUAAAUGUUCCCCCAGCUCCCCACAAAAACCUUUCUCAGAUGCUUCACUGGAAAAUAUUUGGCUGACUGCGUGCUUUGCAGGAUACUGGGUUAGAGGACAGGUUGGCAUGGGAUCAUGGCUACUCAGCUGUUUAUCUGUCCUGAUGAUUACUCCCCCCUCCUAGCUGGGCAUUAAGAAUCCAAGAUCCACUUUGCCAGCUUUUAUCUGGCUGGUGUAAGGCGGUGUCAUGUCAGGUGGUGAGAAGAGACCCCCAAACCUUUAAGCCAGAGGAAGCCCUUAGACCAAUGAGUCUGAUUUUCCCCCACCCAGAGCAUGGCCUGGCACCAUGCAGCUCUGCUGUAUGAAGACGUGGGCUUUAGCCCUCUACUAUCACAGCCAGCUGAAUAGAGGGUCCAGCAACACAAGAGCCUUUCCACUUCCUGAGGACCUGGUCCUCUACAUGGCGGCCCUACAUUUUGAAUUUAUAUUGUGCCUUAAUUCUUAUGAUUGAAGCUGCAAGGGCAGAUGAAUAGUCAAGCAACCAGGAGUCCCUUUCUGUGCAUCUGUCCCUAUUGAUAAACGCCAUCCUGCGCAGCCACCAGCCUGCAUCCAGAACAGUCUCAAGAUGCACAUUUGCCAGUUGGGUUCACCUCUCAAGAUUUUAAAGGGGGGGGUUAGGUUUCUGGGACCAUGUUUACUGGGCAGUGUUUAAUGAGCUCUGUAGCAACCUACUAUUUUUAUAUUUUUCUGUUGUGUAGUGUCUGCUUGUCCUCUUUUCUUAAAAAAAAAAACCAAACAAAACCUUGUGUUUCACAUGAGUCUGAAAUUUCAAAUAGAGAAUAAGCCUGAGGUUGCAAAUGUGUUUUAAACCCAGCCCUAUGUUGACCUAUCUCUCUCAGACCAUGAACCUGUCAUGUAUCUUGCUUCACCACUUUAUUUCUACCAUGAUUCCAUUUCCCCUAAAAUCGCUGACAGACCACAAAAUCAUCAUAAGUGGCACACCAGUUCAGAAAUAUAAUUUCUUGUCCGCCAUGAAGGCAGCCCCUUCCCUCUCUCCUCCCAAAAGACCAGGGCAUUAUUCACUGUUCAGCUCAUAGAUCCCCAAUGGCAGAAGAGGAACAUCUGCCCAAACAGGGCAGCACGUGGCAGAUGUGGCUGGCCUGGUUGUUUUUAAACUGUCCUCAUGCUAUGUGUCUCCUCUUUAGAAAGAGGAAGAGAGAGAGAAAAAAAGAGAGAAAAAAACAACUCAAAAAGCUGUAGGAAAAUUUCCUGCCGAUUGUUGUGCUUUGCAAACACUGGUCUUUUCUCUCACCCUCUCCCUCUGCUCCCGGCAAGGCUGGAGAUGAAAAUGGCUCCUUUGUUCCUUUCCCUGGGGCCCAACUGCAGCGAAAGUGCAGCUCCGGAAACCCUCCGCCGCACGAGCAGCGAGGGUGGGAGGGACUGAGCUGUCACCGUGUGUGGUAGGUCCUACAUAAACACGACAUGUGUUGACAAUGCCGCGGGCAGGAUGGGCGCAGGACGACUUUGUGGUGCUGGCGACGAAGCUCCUGCGCCUUUUCUCCUGUGGCAGCAAGUGGGCUAUGAAGUCCUUGGGGGUCAGAGGAGGGGGAGGUGGGUGUGAGUGGCUGUGUCAUCCUGCAGUGACUGAUCAUGAGCUGGGGGGCUCCAGACCCUUUUGUUCUCGACUUUUGGCGUUACCCAAGGCAGCAAUUAGCAGCCCUGUGGAAAGAGAUGGCACCCUGCUGGGUGCUUGUUUUGAUGCCCUGGCCCUUGUGCUGGGGUGCUUCUUGCACCCAUACAGACCUUUGAGUCCUGGUGCUCCAUGUUUGGCCACGGUCACACUUCUGACCCAAGUAUUCAAACCCAGAUUGAAAACCCUUCUCCCUUCAAGCCCAAGCUGUACAUUUUGGCUUUUCCCUUUUUAAAGGGAUGGGGGUUUUGCCGCUCGCCGAAGGUUCUACUCGUUUUGUAUGCUGGAUGGUUUCUGCAAAACCUAGAGCAAGGGUGAGCUUCCCAGGAUGGGGGACACGUGGGGCAACGGGGACCACAGCAAACCCUGAUCACAGGGGCUGCUCUCGCAGCCUGGGGGUGAACCUUUCUGUAGUUCAGCCGUGUGCGAGUGCGAGUGCGUGUGGUCUGCAGGUGCGGGCUCAUGUCAAGCGAGGAGCCCUAGGACACUACCCAUGUAGGCUGGAGGGAGCCCCAGCUUCUGCAGCCGGUGUAUCAGUACUUUGUAGAUGGCCUUUCUUCCCCGUCCCCUCCUCCUUUUUUUAUAAAAGACAAAAAACAAAUGGAAAGCUAAACUAGCAGAGGUUUUUAAAUAUUUUAUAUUAGUUUCUAAUGUAAAUUCUUACAUUGUUAUUGCAGUGCUGGGCAUGUUUCCCCUGCACAUGACUUUUUGUAAUAUUUUUGUGAAUCACUAAAUGUUU
This is a messenger RNA of Calypte anna (Anna's hummingbird), 8240 nucleotides long. RefSeq names its product SUFU negative regulator of hedgehog signaling (gene SUFU). The coding region runs from base 132 to 1586 and encodes 484 amino acids. The record is from RefSeq and is a predicted model, not a curated record. NCBI's taxonomy places the organism in Eukaryota, Metazoa, Chordata, Aves, Apodiformes, Trochilidae. Gene Ontology annotation, molecular function: transcription factor binding. Gene Ontology annotation, cellular component: cytoplasm; nucleus. The transcript has 12 exons.